AUGUUAUGUGGUACUGAAAUUAUCCAAAAAAAACAUCCUCAACGAUUCAUUAAAAUUACUGAUUAUGCUGAUAGACUUAUCAAUGAUCUUGAUCUAGUAGAUCGACCAGAAGAAACUAAAACCCAACAAAAGUAUUGGAUAGGCAAGAAAAUAGAUUUUGCGAUUGACGGAGGAGAAAAUAAAAUAACCGUCUUUACGACUCGUCCCGAUACGGUUUUUGGUGUAACUGCGCUAGUGCUUGCUCCUGAAAACGCAUCUGUCGAUGCGUAUAUUCCUACGGAAUAUAAGUCAGCUAUUGAAGAAUAUCGCCUUGCAACCUCGAAGAAAACGAAUAUCGAAAGACAGCAAGAUGCUGAAACUAAAGAACAGGCAAAAGUAAAACAACGUGAAAAAGAUAUUAUAGAUGUGCAAUACUUAGAUAAUGGUGCCUACACAUCAAGUGGUCUCCUCAUUAAUUCACAACAAUUUGAUGUAAGUAGACAGCGUUAUUGGGGUAGUCCAAUACCUGUGUACUAUACAUUUGAUGAUCCUCAAUACAACGCCUAUAAUCCGCAUCCAGACAAAGCAAAAUGGAUUCCGCAUCUUAUUCCAGAAGAGCAACUUCCAGUCGUUCUUCCACUUGAUCUAGGUAACUACAAACCAGCAGGGAAGUCACCAUUAGCUGAUCAUCCAACAUUUCCAUACUAUAAUGCACCAGAUGGGAAUGUGUAUCUUCGUGAGUGUGAUACGUUGGAUACAUUUAUGUGUUCGUCGUUUUACUACUUACGUUUUGUUGGCCCACAAAAUGAGCGUGAGCUCAUUAGCAAGGAACUUGCUGCGAAAGCAUUGCCGGUAGAUUUUUAUAUAGGGGGAAAGGAGCAUAUUUACGGGCAUCUUCUUUAUAAUGGGCGUAAGAUGUCAAAACGUCGAGGGAAUGUGGUAACACCAGAGGAUUUAGUGAACAAAUAUGGUGCUGAGAUGGGUGCUGAUGUACUCAGAACAUAUACGAUGUUUAUUGAGGAUAUAGAGAAAUUGAAGUUUAAUACUGCUGUUUCUAAGAUGAUGGUUUUUGUAAAUCAUAUCUAUGAUGUGAAAAAGAUUAGUACGGCGCAUAUGACAAUAUUCUUGAAAUUGCUUGCUCCAUUUGCAACAAAACUCACACAACAAUUACGAGCAAAUUUAUGA
This is a messenger RNA of Darwinula stevensoni, 1164 nucleotides long. Lineage: Eukaryota; Metazoa; Arthropoda; Ostracoda; Podocopida; Darwinulidae. The record is from the annotation of a GenBank genome assembly.